This is a messenger RNA of Drosophila subpulchrella, 3133 nucleotides long. RefSeq lists its product as uncharacterized. The record is from RefSeq and is a predicted model, not a curated record. NCBI's taxonomy places the organism in Eukaryota, Metazoa, Arthropoda, Insecta, Diptera, Drosophilidae. The transcript is spliced from 4 exons. Bases 413 to 2995 code for a protein of 860 amino acids.
AGCCAGUGUGGCCAUCCAUGAUUUUUAAUUCAAGUUCUGACAUACAUUUCGGGGAACUACAACUAAGAUUCUUUAUUUGUGGAUAUUUGCGUUUCAAACUUCUAUUAUGUCUGCGGUGUGCUGGAAGCCAAGGCAAAAUUCCUACAAUGAGGUUCGACGAAAGAUACAAAAUUACUGUGUACCGCACCAGAAAGGUGGCUGGAAUAUACCCAAUCGUCAGGGUCGCAAGUACAGAUCCAAGUCUCAUCUCCCGUAAUCAUGCAUUUCAGCUUGUCCUGAUAGUCAGAAAGCAUCGUUUCACACACGUCAAGGCGACGAUAUUGAGCGCUUUCGGUUGAAAAAUCUAAAAAUUCACUCUUGCCGUUUGGUAAACAUAAGCAUCCUACAAGAUCAAUUGGUUUAUAAAGGGCAAAUGUCAACAAAAAUCAGCGAUAAAGAUGCAUACGAAGUUUGUUGUCGUCGCAUACAAGGAAAACCAGAAAAUCUCAAAGGGCAAAGAACACCUACUAGGAUAGAAGAACAUUCUGUUUCGCCUGAAAAAACAGACCAUCGGUACGCUGCACCCACUUUAAAAGCCCAAAGAUCCCUAGCUCCCCUCGCCCAACGUCCCGUCAUCGUUAGAAAAAUAAUGCCCAGCUGGCGCGAGGAGCACGAAAAAAAGGUCAAGGCAAAUGCCAAGGCUCAAGAAUUAGAAAAGCAGAAUAUUUUAAUACAGAAUUUGAACAAAAAACGUGAUGCUAUGAACAAGUUUCAGAAAAAUUUUGAGUUAAACAAGGCUCAGACCGUUCGUAGACGCCGAAUAAAGGAUAUCCCAUAUUUUAACCCUCCGAAAGCAAUGACGCCUGACCCUCGUCAAGAAAAUAAAAAGCCGUCUUCUGAAUAUUUCGAGCAUGCUUUGCUUAAGCAGGUUUCCAAAGAAAGACUAACUAGCAAGGACUUCAAGAGGAUCAAGCGAGUCCAUACUACCUUUGGCAUUUACCAAAAGAGAGAGGAGCAGGCAGGGAGCAAGGAGGCUCAAAGGGCCUCAGAACAUUUCGGCCCAAUGUUUGAGAAGACGACUACUGUGGCGCCCGGGCUGCACUCUGCUUUGAAGAGCAUGCACAAACUGGAAGCUUCCAAACUCCCCACAAAAUCAGCUCAGCACACAGAUCUUUUUAAUGAAAUGCUUAAGGGUAAGGCCGUCAAGUAUUCCGAGUUUAAUCCUCUUCUUAAAUCAUCUCAACGACUUAAAGUUGCAUUACCGAAAGAUAAUACAAAGAUAAGUAAGCAGCGUGAAGGGAAAACCACCAAGGUCGGAGCCAAGUUUUCAUGGGGGCUUAGGAAAAAGCUUAGAAACUGGCAAAAUACCGGAAAUAAGAGCUUUAAAGAUCUAAUAAAAGGCAACGAUGUUGAGAUGCCCGAACGCAUUUCAGCAUUGAAAAGCCGGACUCGAUUGGGUUCUCAGAUAAAGCAGGAAGGAAAAAAGGCAAAAACAAAGAAGUCCCAGCUGAAAAAAAAGCUAGAACCAAAUUUUGGAUUUCGUACUUUCGAGACCUACAGGCAUUUUAAUAUUACCAAUACAAGAAAGGGUCCGACAAAACUAUUCCUGGAAAUGCUGAAGGGCAAAGAAACAUUAAUGCCAGAACUCAAUCGGGCAUUGACAAGCAUGUACCGAAUACAAGAUGAUAGUAAAGAUCUUAAAGAAUCACAUAGCGACCUAAAUCCGGUAUUGCUAACCAAGAAAUCAGUAUUAACCAAAGAUCGAACAGUUUCGGAAACUUUUGAAAAAAUAGCGACAGCCAAAGAACCCGAAGUCUUACGACAUUUUGAGAAAAUUCUGGCUUCCAAAGUCUGUAGAUUGCCAGACAUUCGCGGAGUACUAAAACGCAAGGAAAGGUCUACUAGGGCUCGACCACAAAAAUUCCAAUCCAGUUCAUCCAGUGAUUUCGAAUAUUUCUCGCUUAAGUCAAAUCGGUCUUCAAGGCAUCACCUUUCGUUUUCGUCUGGGAAGAAGAUUAACCUUAAGAAAUUUUAUCAGUACAUAAAGAAUUCAAUGCCAGAUCGGAAAAUAUAUUACCAGAUGAACUCAAAGAAUCCGAUUUCCUACUUGACCAGCGAGAAAAGUUUUUUUUAUCCAAAGACACCCAGUCUAACCUCAUCGGAUAAAAGCCAGCGAACUGUCGAAUCGGUAAUCAGCACAACGGAUUUUGCCCAGUCCAUGCUACCGAAACAGAAGAGGGAGGAAAAUAAGGGUUUUGAAGCCAUAGACACAGACGAAAACUUGUUUGACACUUUUCCGGAGGACCACGAUAUACAUGAUGGCUUAAAGAAUACAAUGAACGACAUCAUAGCUAGCAUUGCAAAAGUGGACAAAGCUCAAAAGAAAUCCCAGCCAAAGCAGGAGAAGAAAAAGUCAAAGCCUAGUGAAAGCACUCUGGAAGCCACGGUCAACCGACAGAGCAUCUUGUCCAUAAAGUCGGUGGGCGAGGAGGUCAAGACCCGUGAGAGCCUGGCACUCAGGGAGCUGGAUUUGCGGGAACAGUGGCGGCAGAGUUUCCUCACUGAGGAGCGGGCCUCUGUGCAGGCACGCAUCCAGGAGCUGAUGGAGGAGGUGGCCAUACGCAAGGACUUUCGACCCCCGAAACCCGCAAGAGAUUUUGUGACUGAGAACAUUCUUACGCUUCGUAACAGUCGGCCGACCAAAAAAUCACACUUAGAGGAGAAGGUGAAACCGCGAGGGAAGUUCGAAACCUUGAGUGAAGUUUUGACGGUGCCCGAAGACCCUGUAAAUCUUUCAAGAUUCUCUGAAGAGAUCUACAACAAGUAUUUCCAGGAGUGGCCCGAGGAGUUUGCCUCUUCGCGAAUGGAUUCUCUGAAGCCCGUAAGAAUACGUCGGUACUCUGACAGAUUGUGGAAAGGCCAGAUGGGUCCUUAUCAAGCGGAGAUUAAGAAAUCCUCGCCAGAAGAAACAGUUUGUAUGUUAACUGCAAGGAAAAAGAGAAACUGCUGCUCUUGAGGCAAGGACCAACAGGACUCGGAAUUUAAUUAAAAAAGCAGCGAACUUCGAUCAUAUAGGAGAUGAACAGGAGAUGUGUUUACCAAAGAGCUUGUAAUAUUUUAAAUAUAAGUUCGUAGUCGGUAUAUUUAAGGUUGC